AUGUCGCAGUUCUUCAAGUGCCGAUCUCCCUCCGGCCUCCCAACGACGGUGGCUCCCACGCGUCCCGAUUCCAUUGAACUUGUCGAGUACAACCACCCCUCCCAGGACGCUACCGGACCGGACCUAGGGCCCACUGCUACAGCUCAACCCUCAUCCUUAAAUACAAGGCCCUUUGCUCCUGCAGCCAACUCUCAGGCGCUCGCGCUAGCUAGUCUUGUGCUAGAGCUGGACGAGGCUGCCCACGAGAAGAGUUUUGAAGGUCAGCGCCGGCCGCCCGGUGUCCGCUUUACUCGUCUGAGAUUUUGGACUGAGGCUCUUCGACGUCGUGCGCAGGCUUCAGAAUCGCGGAAGGUCGACUCCCAUACCGAUACCGAUACCGGAACUGAAUCUGGAUCUGGAUCUGGGAGUAUCGCCAAAAUGAAGUUCUCGCAUAGUGUGCAGUUUAAUGCUGUGCCGGAUUGGAGCUCGAAUUACAUUGCGUAUAGCAAUUUGAAGAAAUUAAUAUACACCCUCGAGAAGCAGGUCAACCGCACUGAGGGCCAGUCCACUACUGAUGUUGAGUCUGCGCCUCUGCUGGGUGCUCAGACGAGUAACCCCGAUGGGAUCUUUAAGCGGGCACUUGAUGCCGAGAUGGAUAAGAUCUGCACCUUCUAUCAGAAGAAGGAGGCCGAGAUCUUCGAGCUUGCUGAUGAGGUUAUCAAGGACGCUCAUGUCUAUCUUUCCGAGACGGAUGGCGUCAAUAUGGAUCCGGUCAGCGAGACUAUUAUCAAGGCCAACUUCCGCCGGAAUAGCGGUGCUUCUCAUCUGCGCCGGCGAUCCAGUGGUGCUAGCAACGAUUCGAUGGCCGAUGAUGAGGGCGAUAGCGAUGAUGAUCGAUCGCCGACGACGCUUGCUCAACGCCGGAGAAUGGUGCAGUCGACGGAUCUCGAGUCUGGCACGGAUGAUCAGCACGGCGAUCUGGUGGACUCGACUUACUUCGGCCAGUCGAGUGCACGCGAGCCCCACGAGUCGUAUUUCAGCGAUGAGGAUUUCCUGGCUCUAUAUAACGCCGGGAUUUCGUUGAAGAAGCGCCUGAUCGAGGUUUAUGUCUCGCUCUGUGAGCUUCGGUCUUUUAUCGAACUCAACAAGACUGGUUUCUCCAAGGCUCUGAAGAAAUACGACAAGACUUUGGACCGCAACUUGCGCCGCGAUUAUCUGGCUUCCGUUGUCUACCCGGCACGGCCUUUCGUCGAGAGUACCAUGGCUUCUGUCGAUAGCCAUAUUGAUAGUGUUGAGAAUGUGUACGCCGGCAUUGUCACCAAGGGCAACCAGCAGCUGGCUAGGCGCGAGCUGCGUCUGCACUUGCGAGAGCAUGUCGUCUGGGAGCGGAAUACCGUCUGGCGUGAAAUGAUUGAGAUCGAACGCCGUGCUCAGGCCGCGAACGUUGGUAUCCGUCGGACACUUUUGGGUGGUGAUGAGGAUCCUGCCACUGCUCGACGCCAGGGUGAUAAGCAGGAAAUUCGCACCCAGGAGAUCAAGACGCCUCUGGGUGGAUUCCAUUUCCCGCUGUGGUUCUGUAGUCUGAGCUUUGGAACGUUGGUCUUGAGCAUUGCUGUCUUUGGUGCAAUGCUCUCGCUUCGGAUUAUGGAGACCCCUGAGCAGCAGAACUGCUUGGCUAUGUUGGUUCUCGUCAGCAUCCUGUGGGCUACUGAGGCCAUUCCGCUGUUCGUCACUUCGCUUUUGAUUCCGUUCCUGGUUGUUGUACUUGGUAUUAUGCGGUCAGAGGACAAGCCCCAUAAGCGCCUGGGGCCUAAGGAGUCGGUAGGCAUGGUGUUCUCCGCGAUGUGGACGCCCGUCAUCAUGCUUCUCCUUGGUGGUUUCGCAAUCGCCGCAGCACUCUCCAAGUAUGAUAUUGCGCGACGCAUGGCCAUGUUCGUGCUAAGCAAAGCCGGAUCGAAGCCAUCCGUUGUCCUGCUCACCAACAUGUUCGUGAGUAUGUUCCUGAGCAUGUGGAUUAGUAAUGUCGCAUCGCCUGUGCUCUGCUACUCUAUCAUCCAGCCCCUGUUGCGCAACCUGCCCCCAGAGUCGGACUUCGCCAAGGCUCUCGUGCUAGGUAUCGCGCUCGCUGCCAACGUUGGUGGUGCCGCGUCCCCUAUUGCCUCGCCGCAGAAUAUCAUCGCCCUGCAGAACAUGUAUCCCAACAUCAGCUGGGGAACAUGGUUCUUCAUCGCGCUCCCCGUCUGCAUCAUCUCCAUUCUGCUCAUCUGGGGCUUGCUCCUAGCAACCUUCAAACCGGGCCGCAACGCAACAGUCAUCCCCAUCCGCCCCGUCAAGGACCGCUUCACCGGAAUGCAGUACUUCAUCAGCAUUGUAACCCUCAUGACUAUCGCCCUCUGGUGCGCCAGCCACCAACUUGAACAUAUCUUCGGCGACAUGGGCGUCAUCGCCAUCAUCCCCUUGGUUCUCUUCUUCGGAACCGGAAUCCUAAACAAAGAGGACUUCAACAACUUCCUAUGGACGAUCAUCAUCCUCGCCGCUGGUGGACUAUGUCUAGGAAAGGCCGUCACCUCCUCAGGAUUGCUGCACACCAUCGCCGGAAGCAUCACAGCCCGCGUCGAGCACCUCAGUCUAUACAGCGUGCUGUUAGUCUUCAGCGCUCUGAUUCUCGUCAUCGCAACCUUCAUCUCGCACACCGUCGCCGCCCUGAUCAUCCUCCCUCUCGUCCGUCAAAUCGGCGUGAACAUGGAGAACCCCCACCCAAAUCUGUUGGUCAUGGCCAGCGCCUUGAUGUGUUCCGUCGCCAUGGCAUUGCCAACCAGUGGUUUCCCCAAUAUGACUGCCAUCAUGACCGAAGUACCCCAAACAGGCCAGCGUUACCUCCAAGUCCGCCACUUUCUCACCCGCGGUAUCCCAGCAAGUCUCAUGUCAUUCGUGGUCAUCGUCACGCUCGGCUAUGGGUUGAUGUAUGUGGCGGGAUUAUAG
This is a messenger RNA of Penicillium canescens, 2961 nucleotides long. RefSeq names its product putative plasma membrane phosphate transporter Pho87. Gene Ontology annotation, biological process: monoatomic anion transmembrane transport; polyphosphate metabolic process; phosphate ion transport. Gene Ontology annotation, molecular function: phosphate transmembrane transporter activity. Gene Ontology annotation, cellular component: membrane. NCBI's taxonomy places the organism in Eukaryota, Fungi, Ascomycota, Eurotiomycetes, Eurotiales, Aspergillaceae. The transcript has 5 exons. Bases 1 to 2961 code for a protein of 986 amino acids. The record is from RefSeq and is a predicted model, not a curated record.